This is a messenger RNA of Jaminaea rosea, 1789 nucleotides long. RefSeq lists its product as hypothetical. Gene Ontology annotation, cellular component: Prp19 complex; U2-type catalytic step 1 spliceosome; U2-type catalytic step 2 spliceosome. The record is from RefSeq and is a predicted model, not a curated record. The transcript is spliced from 2 exons. Lineage: Eukaryota; Fungi; Basidiomycota; Exobasidiomycetes; Microstromatales. The coding region runs from base 26 to 1555 and encodes 509 amino acids. Gene Ontology annotation, molecular function: U6 snRNA binding; pre-mRNA binding; metal ion binding.
CCAUCAUCCCUCGUUGGCUGCGAUCAUGUCGUCGCCCACAGUCCAGAUGGUGGCAUCCACCUCCUCGUCAUCUUCGUCAGCAUCAGCUUCAACAUCCGCCCUCCCCACGAUCGUCUCCAAGUCUCGCCCUGCUCGCAAGCAGAUUACGGCCCAUCGUCUCGAGCAGAUCCGAAAUGAGGCAGACAAGAGCAACCAGACCGGCGUCUCCUACAACAUCUGGUAUAACAAAUGGUCCGGCGGGGACCGCGAUGACCAUGUAAAGCACAAGUCCGAGACUCGCUGCGAUAUAGCUCGCGAUGCCGGCUACACGCGCGGCGAUGCUUUGCAGACACCAUUCAUCUGCCUGCAGUUCGCUAGAGGAUGCUGCUAUCUUGGAGCAGACUGUACCUUCUUACACCGUCUGCCGCGUACUCAGGUCAAAGGGGCUCAUGGAGAACAUACCAGCACCAUGGACCAAGGCAAGGACAUCUUUGGACGAGAGAAGGGAGGGGAUUACAGAGAUGACAUGGGUGGCGUGGGCUCCAUACAGCGUGUCAAUCGUACGCUAUACAUUGGCAAGAUACACGAGGAAGAGGAAGAUCUGCGCAAAGUCUCGACUGGAGGUGGCGCCAACGGAGUCGGGCCGCAGUGGAGGGAUGGAGGAAGGACGGUAAAGGGUGGAAAGUCGGUGGGUCAAGCAAGAAGGGACGUAGCCAUCCGCAACGACAACGGCAAGGUCAAGUCCGCGGGCAAUGACACAAGCAGCAAUGACCUUCCCAACCUCCCACCCGCACCCGUCUUUCCUGUCACUGCAACAGAGAAGGUACUGCGACGUCACUUUGGCGAGUUCGGCCCGCUAGAGCGAGUGCGCGUCCUCACGCACCGAGGCUGUGCUUUCGUCACCUACUCUUCUGAGGCUUCCGCGCAGUUCGCCAAGGAAGCAAUGAGCAACCAGUCUCUGGACCAUGGGGAGAUCUUGAACGUUCGAUGGGCAACAGAAGACCCCAAUCCGACGGCCAAGAAGAGGGAGAGGGCGAGAAUGGAGGGCGAGGGCAGGAAGAGGGUCGAGGAGAGGAUGACUGAUGAGCAGAGGGAGUAUCUGGCCGCGAGAGCGAGGCUGGAGGCUGGGUUGCCAGAGCCCGAGGAGGAUGGAGAGCAUGAUGGCAAGCGAUUGCGCAUUGAGGCUGGGGAGGGGGAAGAGAUGGAUGAAGAGGAGAUGGCUAGACUGAUUGAGGAGAAUCGGCGAAAUUGGGAGGAAAUGGACAGGCAAGACGAGGAGGAAAGAAAAGCACAGGCUGCGCCUGCGCCUGUCGUACCCAACAUCAGCAGCGCCUCAGCGUCAGCGUCAACGGCAGCGUCGCCACCUGCGGCCACGGCCCCAACAGGCUUCUUCUCUUCAGAUGCGCUUGGCGGCUUGGCUUAUAUUCAGGCUCUCAGGAAGCAACAAGGUCAAGAGCAGCAGCCCGCGUCCGCGAAGCAGGCCCAGCCAAAGCCGGCAGCAGCGAAGACAGCAGCGCCUACUGGUGGGCUUGGCGGGCUGGCAGCGUAUGGGAGCGACAGCGAGGAUGAGGAUUGAUGGCGAGACGUCCACUACAUUGCGAUGCGAGAUGAUGUCUGCAAUCAUAUCAUUCACCCGCCACCUUCCAUCUGCGUCUCGCUCAUCCCAAUCUCGCCCUCGCCAACUGCUCCUCCCUUCUCCUCUGACCCACUGAAGCCAGGUCCUCCCCCUCCCCCCUCUGCGCUCCUCCUCGUCUCGGCACCUGUCCCGCCUGAGUCUGUGCAGCCCCAUGCGUCUGAAGCAGGACAUCAU